AUGGAAGAACUGUGCAAUUGUUUUCAGAAUACAACCACUCCGUCCAGUGUUAUUAUUGGUCUUGAUCGGGAGAGGAGAAGGUCUGAAAUUAUAUGUCAGCCUGUUUCCGGCGGUUCGUGUCGUGACCCCGAGACAGACGGCGAUUUCUUUGGGUCUUUCCUCACUGCAGAGCUGUCAUUUUACAAGAUGGCUCAAAUUUGCCAUUCCCUACGGAGUUGUUUCGGUCGAUAUACUCCCACAUUCAAUUUUCCUUAA
Sparassis crispa is the source of this 255-nucleotide messenger RNA. RefSeq lists its product as hypothetical. NCBI's taxonomy places the organism in Eukaryota, Fungi, Basidiomycota, Agaricomycetes, Polyporales, Sparassidaceae. The transcript is spliced from 3 exons. Bases 1 to 255 code for a protein of 84 amino acids. The record is from RefSeq and is a predicted model, not a curated record.